AUGUACGCCCAAGUGUGCGUACUCCUCCUGGCCGUUGGCUUCAGCCAGGCCUUUAUGUCCGAGCCCGUGGUUCUACCGCAGGAGCAUUUAAUGCGGCUCGUGCUGCAGACGCGUGAUGUCGGAACCGACGCUUCCCACGCUCUCGAGUGCCUUGCCUACUAUAUGGCGGAGAUGAACGCGGUCGGAGAGAAAUUUGAUACGGAAACAAAGGAGUGCAUCAGCGCGGCGCAGCUCAAGGUGGAAGCCAUCAACGAUGACACCCAGCCCAACCGUACCGCCAUCGACAAUUCCGCCGAGAGCUCUUGUCAAGCCCUCAAGGAGUGCACCUCUAUUGAUGUCGCCGAGAAUUACUUUGCGUGCACCGCCCAAGCCGGUUCCGAAAACGCCAAGUCCAUGUUCACCAUCUCUGCCAAUUCGAACGAGCUGGUGGCCCAAAUCAAGGAGACGUACCGCCAAAUCCAGGUGUGGCAAUACGAUUGCACCAACAAGACGCAGCGCGAAUAUGCCGAGAACUCUUCUGCCGUCUACGAGGAUAUGAGCGCCUGCAUGUCCGGAGCUGAUAUUCCAACGACGGGACCAAGCACAUCCGCUUCUCCCACAGACUCAACAGAGAGUUCUACAGAGUCGUCAACAGAGAGUUCUACAGAGUCGUCAACAGAGAGUUCUACAGAGUCGUCAACAGAGAGUUCCACUGAGUCGUCAACAGAGAGUUCUACAGUUACCACUUCCACCACCGAAGGCAACAAGGAGUCGCCGCCUGAAGAGGAUUUGAAUCAUCUGAUCAGCAAGAUUGAGAGCAACGGAAACAGAGACGUGAAACAGAUUUUGAAGAAUAUUCAGAAGUGGCUCAAGCAAAACUAA
Drosophila miranda is the source of this 861-nucleotide messenger RNA. Its product is annotated as lisH domain-containing protein C1711.05-like. The coding region runs from base 1 to 861 and encodes 286 amino acids. Lineage: Eukaryota; Metazoa; Arthropoda; Insecta; Diptera; Drosophilidae. The record is from RefSeq and is a predicted model, not a curated record. The transcript has 2 exons.